Molecule: messenger RNA, 660 nt
Organism: Schistosoma curassoni
Lineage: Eukaryota; Metazoa; Platyhelminthes; Trematoda; Strigeidida; Schistosomatidae
Source: the annotation of a GenBank genome assembly
AUGUCAGCAGAAAUUCAACAAGCCGAAGAAAAAUCGAUACGAGAACUUCUCUCUGAGCGUUAUAAGGACUACUUAAACCUUUCAGAUGCGGAUCGAAUUCGCUACGUUAAUUUUUCAAAAGAACUGAGCGCUGCAUUACAUGGUGAUGAUCCAUCAUCCUUAAAAAGGACGAUUGGUAAUCACAUCUUUUCUGAUCCUGAAAAGUUGAUUCGCAUGAAAUUACUAACUUUUCCUUUGCCACCAAAUGAAGAAUUAAUGGUGCGCCGGGUAAUGGACAGUUGUCCAUUUAAAGCUCUGUUAAGCUGCUUUGGAGGUUUUGUUUUGGGCGGUAUCUUUGGGUUGUUUUCGGCCAGUGUGGACCCAAUGAGCACAGUACAUGGUGCGGAAAUUCCAACUACUCGUCAAGUUAUGAAGGAAAUGUAUUCCCGUUCAUUAUCACAUGCCAAGAGUUUUGCUAUGAUUGGGACACUUUUCGCUGGUACUGAAUGUGCUCUUGAGAGUUACCGUGGCAAGAGUGAUCUUCUGAAUAGUACAUUGUCAGGUGCAAUCGUCGGUGGUGGGAUAGGUUUUCGAGCUGGUUUACAAGCCGGUCUUUUGGGAGCUGCUGGUUUCUCAAUAUUUUCUACUGCCAUCGAUUACUAUUUUAGACACAAAAACUAG